AUGCUUGUCUCCAGUAAGCAGCUACCCAUCGGUCGCUCCCAGAGCUGGGACACACUGGGGGGACCAGAGUGCCAGUGGGGCCCCGGAGACCGGGGCAUACCGGAGACCAUGUACGACCAGCAGCAACAGCAGCAGCAGGUGCGCAUGGCCGCACGCCGAAACUCCAUCAGCUACGGUAGCGAGGUGGGAGGGGGCCACCAGGGCUGGUACGAGCCCCCGCCGGCUGCACACCACCCUCCUGACCUGGAUAUGAAGCGCGAGUCCUACUCCGCUUACCAGGAGCCGCUCUACGGCCAGGGCUUUGUGGAUCGGCAGGACCCGCGCGCGCUACGGAAGGGCUCUGUGCCCGAGUUGAACAACCACCAUUACGAGCGGCCGCCGGCAGCCCACCGCGCCUCUCUGUCCCACCACCCUCAGGAUUACUAUCCGCAGGAGCCGCCGCUGACGGCGCGCGCGCAGCUGGACGACCCCCGAUCAAUCUACAGGAGCGCGGAGCAGAUGCAGCAGAUGCAGCCUCACCCGCUGCACCGCUCCGCCUCGCAGUAUGGUAUGAACGCGGGCGUGCCGGGCGGACAGACCCCCGCACUCCCUCCGCCGUCCACCCACGAGAUGGGGGGUCGCAGGUACCGCGAGCCCUCGGUGUCCUCCGCCCCUCCGCCGCCAAACACCCCGGGCCCUAAGGUACGUAGCCGAGCGCCCUCGCCGCUGCACUACACGACCGAGCCCUCGUCCCCGAGAUACGCUUCGGAGCCGCCGCCGGCUCUCGUUGGACGCAAUUGCGCCUACGCUGAAGCCAACAGCCGGGUCGUGGACCCACGCCAACCAGCUGCCACCUGUCUGGUGGUGGACCCCGCAGCCCAGACUAUUGACGUGAGCCCCAGGGGCCUGGUGAGCCCCACACCUUACAGCCCCAUGCAGCAGCAGGUUCAACAGCAGCUGCAGCAGCAGCAACAGCAGUUGCAGCAGCAACAGCAACAGCAGCUACAAGCACAACAGCAACAGAUACAAGCAGCACAACAACUACAACAACAACAACAGAUACAAGCAGCACAGCAGCUGCAGCAACAGCAGCAGUUGCAGCAAGCGCAACAGCUGCAGCAGCAAAUGCAGCCAGUAGCUCAGCUACCUCAGCAGCAGCAGCAGCAGCCGCCGCCGCCACUGCCCGCCAUGCAACCAGUGCAGCAGAUGCAGCCAGCGCCCGUGCAGCAAGCCCAGAUGCAACCGGUGGCACCACCAGCGCCCCCAUCACCCCUCCCUCCUCCGCCCGUUCCUGCAGUGGCGCCAACCCCCGUUGCGGUGGCGCCAGUGCCGGCAGCAGCGGCGGCGCCUCCCGUGGACCCCCAGAGGACGGCCAACCCCGAGUUCGUGGCCCUGCUGCGCAACGAGGGCCUGUCGGAGAGCACCAUCACGUCCUUGCUGAACCAGGGCUUCGACAGCACGGGCAUGCUGGCCGUCAUGGAGGACGGUGACGUGCGCUCCGUGGCGCCCAACCUCGGGCAGGUGCGCGUCCUCUCCAAGGUGGCUCUGAGCUGCAAGCGCCCGUCCGCCGUGGCCGGCAGCGUGCCCCCCUCACAGCCGCGCACUCGCUCCAACAGCUUCAGCCACCGCAGCGUCGACAUCUACCAGACGCCGCACAGCAUGAGCCUGGGCAUUGGGGUGGGCAUGGAGUCCCAGCUGCUGACUGCGCCACCCACCCCAAUGCAGACCAUCUCGCCCAGCAGGCUCUGCGAGCCCAUCGGCAGGAGGCCCAGCAGCGCGCCGUCCCAGCACCUGCUGGAGACCACUCCCGGCUACCCGCACGGGGCACCCAGAACCCCCUCGGCUUACAGCGGGGCCAUGGUCCCGGUCCAGCCACGCCCGAUGUCCGCCUACUCCUCCCCCUCGCACCAGCCCGCCCUGCCCAUGCCGUCCCACAUGAUGAGCCUGCAGCACCACCAGAUGCCAGCCUUGCCCGCCCCGCCGCAGAUGCAGAUGCAGCAGAUCCAGGCCAUGCCACAGCAGCCACAGGCCGUGCCACAGCAGCUGGCCAUGACGCCGAUGCCACCACAGCAGGCGCCCAGGGCCUACUCCACCAACUACACAGUGCCCAUGGAGCUGAUGAAGCGCGACCGCAGCCUGGCGGCGAUGGCGCCCAUGCACAGCCCCCACCACAGCCCGCAGACCAUGCGCAAGGCCGGGCCGGUGGCGGUGGGCGCCGCCUCGGACGGGGCGCUGGUCCCGCUGGGCGGCAGCAUGCAGGCCCAGAGCGUCAGCGCGGCCAAUCAGAAACUCAGCCGACGCACCGGCCCGCCUGUCAUCGUCUCCAGCAUGGCGUCCCCCGACACAAGUAUCAGGCCUCAGAUUAUGAACGGGCCUGUGCACCCUCGGCCACUGGUGGCGCUGCUGGAUGGGCGAGACUGCACCGUGGAGAUGCCCAUCCUCAAGGACCUGGCCACCGUGGCAUUCUGCGAUGCCCAGACCACCCAGGAGAUCCAUGAAAAGGUUUUGAAUGAAGCAAUAGGGGCCAUGCUGUACCACACCAUCACUCUAACGCGAGAGGACCUGGAGAAGUUUAAGGCUCUGCGCAUCAUCAUUCGAAUCGGCAGCGGCUACGACAACAUCGACAUCAAAGCAGCCGGCGAGCUUGGCAUUGCGGUGUGCAACAUCCCGUCUGCAGCGGUGGAGGAGACGGCGGACUCGACGCUGUGCCACAUCCUGAACCUGUACCGCCGCAACACCUGGCUCUACCAGGCGCUGCGGGAGGGCACGCGCGUGCAGAGCGUCGAGCAGAUACGAGAACUGGCCUCGGGGGCCGCGCGCAUCCGCGGAGAGACACUCGGACUCAUCGGAUUCGGGCGAUCUGGGCAGGCGGUGGCCGUGCGUGCCAAAGGCUUUGGCUUCAACGUGAUCUUCUACGACCCCUACCUCCAGGACGGCUUGGAGCGCUCCCUGGGGGUGACGCGCGUCUACACGCUGCAGGACCUGCUCUACCAGAGCGACUGCGUGUCCCUGCACUGCAACCUCAACGAGCACAAUCACCAUCUCAUCAACGACUUCACUAUCAAACAGAUGCGUCAGGGAGCGUUCCUGGUGAACUCAGCGCGGGGCGGGCUGGUGGAUGAGAAAGCCUUGGCUCAGGCCCUCAAGGAGGGCAGGAUACGUGGGGCUGCCCUGGACGUCCACGAGUCUGAGCCCUUUAGUUUCAGCCAAGGGCCGCUGAAAGACGCCCCCAACCUAAUCUGCACCCCCCACACGGCCUGGUACAGCGAACAGGCCUCCCUGGAGAUGAGAGAGGCCGCCGCCACAGAGAUACGCAGAGCCCUCCUUGGGCGGAUCCCAGAUAGCCUGAGGAAUUGUGUCAAUAAGGAGUUCAUUGUGGGCACUGCCCCCUGGGGGAUGGUGGAGCAACAGAUGCAACCUGACCUGAACGGAGCUGCCUACGGUCGUCAGGGUCAACUGCAGGCCAUCUCCCCGGGGGGUUUGGAUAAAAUGUAUACAUAA
This is a messenger RNA of Engraulis encrasicolus (European anchovy), 3480 nucleotides long. Its product is annotated as histone-lysine N-methyltransferase 2D-like. The transcript is spliced from 12 exons. The record is from RefSeq and is a predicted model, not a curated record. Gene Ontology annotation, cellular component: nucleus. NCBI's taxonomy places the organism in Eukaryota, Metazoa, Chordata, Actinopteri, Clupeiformes, Engraulidae. Bases 1 to 3480 code for a protein of 1159 amino acids. Gene Ontology annotation, molecular function: transcription coactivator activity; DNA-binding transcription factor binding; transcription coregulator binding. Gene Ontology annotation, biological process: regulation of transcription by RNA polymerase II.